AGUAUAUUUGCACUGCAUCAUGAGAUCGGAAAACAGUGGAUUAGGCCCCCGCAAUAAGAGAUGGACAAUGUGAUUCAUAACCCACAAGAGAGAACUCUUUGUCUUCGCUUACAGGCUCCCCAAAGCCUACUGAAACAGCCGUACCCUGACCUGGUGAAGUACCUGACGAAUGACUGUAAGAGUGCACUGGCGAGGGUGAGGAUCAUCUACCGGUGGAUCACGUCCAUACAGGUGGACCAGAUGCUGCUGCCGCAGUCCCAGCCCGAUCCCAACACGCCGUACUACCAGCUGUGGCGCAUCAAGAACCAGAAGGGAAACUACGCCCAGCUAGUCAGCAUCUUGUGCAGACUGUGCAGCGUUAUCUGCGUCAUCAUCCACGGCAAACUGAAAGGCUCCAACUACGACGUCGGCCAGACGAUCGACGACAAUGUCCACUACGGAGAAUGGAACGCUGUGCUCAUAGAUGGAAACUGGCGACUGUUGAACGCUUACUGGGGCGCAUGCGCGGUCGGAAGUGAUGGCGGUGACGAAGUCUCGAGGAAGAAGUUUGUGUACACGUGUGACGAGAACUAUUUUCUCACCGACCCCAGGCAGUUGAUUUCAACUCAUCUUCCUUUCGUCGAGGAGUGGCAGCUGAGGGCAGAACCCAUCACGCCAGACAGAUUCGAAGAGAUGGUUUUCCUCAAGGACAGAUUUUUCGAUCUCGGUAUGUCGGUUCUGUCGCACCCUGAAUGCGUCAUCAAAUCUGCUCGUGGCGAAGAGGAGAUAUUCUUUCAGAUUCCUGAAGGGGAAGGGUUAUAUCAUUCUUACUACUGUUUGUUAUUCAGACAGGAGACGAAAGGGGUUCCUGGGUUUUCGCCCAAAUACGACCGAUACGUCUUCAUGCACAAACCAAAACCUGAUAUACUUAGCAUCAAGAUUCGGUCGCCUGUGGUCGGGAUGUUUCGUCUGGAGCUGGUUGGCAAGGACAAGAGGAUCACAGAACCCGGAUACGAUUACGACUGGAUAGCAGUUUAUAAACUUGUUUUCAAAAGAGCUAAAGACAGGUGUAUUCCGUUCCCGGACACCCCGGAUAACGGGUGGGGUCCUGGCAUCGAGACGAUAGAAACGGGGUUGUCUCCCAUUAGUCACCUGUGUGGAUUCGUCAAGGCGGGAGAAAACGGAGAGGUCGACAUUAUGUUCGAAAUUAUAGACAAAGAAAAAGUGGACAAGCUGAAUUUUUCUUCCGCACUUUCAAGAGGUGGGACAAGGGAGGUAAAUAUCAAGGAUCGAGUGGUGCACAGAUACGUGGACAACAAAUUAAUUUUCAGCGUCAAACUUCCGAAGAAGGGAGAGUACUCUCUGCGUCUGUCGGCAACCAGUUCUAAUGGCGAAGAAGGGGAGACUACUGCCGAAAAGAACGUCUGUAAUUAUAUGAUCAAAUCUGCCCAGAAAAUAGCUCGGCCGAGUUACCCGCGAGGCUUUGAAGGCAAGAUUGGGGAGAAACCCGCUUGCCGUGAAUUAGGUCUCGUUCCUCUGUCCCACCCUUCGGGCAUGAUCUAUACGGAAACAGACGAGGUGCAGGUGUCUUUCAAGAUGACGGAACCCAUCGAUUACUCUAUGUCUCUCUUCGGAGCCGAGAUCUUGGGAUCCGACGCUAAGCAACUGGUCACGGAGUUUGUCGAGGACAACGUCAUCACGUACACGGUGCAGCUACCCAAGCAUGGUAACUACGGCUUGAGGUUUGUAGGAAAACCCAAAGACGGAGAGUGUUUCGAGUGUGUAGUUGAUUACGUCAUCGAAUACAGGGUUCCCGAAAACGUGCCGAGCAGUCUGCACUCACCCUUGACCCCGCAGAUCAUCAGACUCAAGCUGUCGUCUGCUACCACAACGACAACGAGCACGCCGGCAGAGGAAGAGACAAAAGCCGCGCAGUUUGCUAACAGAAUCACGUUGGCAGCAGAAGCUAUGGAUGAGCCAGAAUUGCUGAAGACUAUAGUCGAGCUCAAAGAUCUAGCUAAAACAUCCCCGUCACAGGUUACCAAGGAAACUGACAAGGUUGAUGAUAAGACAGACAAGGUUGAUGGUAAGGCAGACAAUGACACGCAGAAGGCGAUGACGUCACAGCAGAAGUCGGUGAUGACGUCAGAGCAGGUGGCAACCGAGCUGAAAAAAGCACAAAGAGAACUUGAAAUUAUCCAGGCGAGGAAAGAACUCGUAGAAGCCAUUAACUCACGUGACCUGAAGCGUCUGACAGCGAUAGUGAACCUGAUAAAAGAGAAGAGUUACGAAUCGUACAUGGGGGAUGACAUAAAGACGGCCAAGAGAUUGAUAGAGAGACUGAGUCACAUCCACCGACUGUGGCAUGACGUCAUGCAGCUGGACCAGACCACUAUUGCUGAACUGAAGGGGUACGCCGCCCCGCCAGAAGCGGUCCAUAGUGUUCUGAUGGCAGCAUUUCUUCUUCUUGGGAACUUCACUGAUGAAACAAAGGACUGGAUUAAAGUGCAGGCGUUGAUGGGUAAAACUGGAAAGGAGUCCUUAAAGCGACGCCUGGAGGACUUUAACCUUGACUCUGUUGACCUUGACAUUGCUCUGGGUGCUCGUGACCUUCUACACGGUUGUACGCUCGACGAAAUCCGGAUUGUUAGCGCAGGCGCAGCGACCUUCUUUGUGUGGACUAAAGGUAUUAUUAACGAAAUUCAGACUCGUCACGGAGAAGACGUCCACAAGGUCAGACCAAGGACGAAAAAUUCUAAACCAUACAAGCGAUCCAAGAGGAGAAAAUCAAGUAUAGUGAAGAGCAGAUUGAGAUAAUCGCAGACUUGAGGAGACAGUACUCCAGUCAGCAUUCCGUCGAGGGUCAAAGUUCAAUGUGCACCUAAGUUUUUAUGAUUCCUUAAAUACUGCCACGCCUGUCAUCAUGAAAUGACGUUUCAUAUGGCCAGUUAAUUCCUUUAAUUUAAUGUCAAGUAGUUUUAAUGUGCCAGGCACAGUUGUGCUUCAGUUGUAUGAUAUUUCAUCUGGUCAGUUAAUUCCUUUAAUUUAAUGUCAAGUAGUUUCAAUGUGCCAGGCACUGUUGUGCUUCAGUUGUAUGAUGUUUCAUCUGGCCAGUUAAUUCCUUUAAUUUAAUGUCAUGUAGUUUCAAUGAGCCAGACACUGUUGUGCUUCAGUUGUAUGAUAUUUCAUCUGGUCAGUUAAUUACUUUAAUUUAAUGUCAAGUAUUUUCAAUGUACCAGGCACUGUUGUGCUUCAGUUGUAUGUUGUUUCAUCUGGUCAGUUAAUUACUUUAAUUUAAUGUCAAGUAUUUUCAAUGUACCAGGCACUGUUGUGCUUCAGUUGUAUGUUGUUUCAUCUGGUCAGUUAAUUACUUUAAUUUAAUGUCAAGUAGUUUCAAUGUGCCAGGCACUGUUGUGCUUCAGUUGUAUGUUGUUUUAACUGGUCAGUAAACUUCUGCAAUUUCAUUUGAAGUCAAUGUAUCAGGUCAAAGGUGUGUGCAGGACGUUUAACAGGAGGGGGGACUCUGGACUGUGGCGACCUGCGUUUAUAGGGAGUCGAGUCAUGCUGCUCCAGAAAAUAUACUGAGAAAAGAGAAAAUUGAUUGAGAAGGGAGGGGUUUCGACCCUGAAAACCCUCCCCUGCACAUAUGCCUGCAGACAGUGCCGGAAUUAUAAGUGGGCAAAGGGGGCAAUUGCCACACCCCCCCCCCCCGCCAGAGGGGCCACCGAGACUAAGGACUUCCUUGCUAAAAAAUUGUUUUAAUAAUUAUAAAAUUAGUUCAUUUUUGUAUUUGUCAUGUAAUGUAAUGUCUAAGUUGAGGGGCUCCCGAACCUGAAGUGCUCCGGGCCCCUGCCCCAGGCCCCCCAAGGUCUAAAUCCGGCCCUGCCUGCUGACACACUAUGCUUUAACCGUGUGUUGCGUCCUACUACGGACCUAGGGCGGUCGGAGACGCGUCCCCACGUACUGAACGAACCAUCGUACUCACACUCUUCCCCCACCACAUUGAUUUCUGAUUUACUUUAAGGGUGACGGGUUGUAGUAUUUAUAUCCGUGGUGUAUAUGUUGAUUAAACUGCUGCGAGUAGCUGUUUUAGCAUUAUGUUAAUAUUGUCGUCUGUGGGACUUGAUUUAGUGAGUAUACACCCUGCAUUAGUUAAAUAGCUACAUAUGUUAAUGUGUCGUCUAUGGGAUUUGAUGUGGUAGUAUAUACCCUGCAAUAGUUAAAUAGCUACAUAUGUUAAUAUUGUCGUCUAUGCGAAUUGAUUUGGUGGUGUACAUCCCGCAAUAGUUAAAUAGCUACAUAUGUUACUAUUGUCGUCUGUGGGAAUUGAUUUGGUGAGUAUACGCCCUGCUUUAGUUAAACAGCUACAUACUAUUAUGUUAAUAUUGUCGUCUAUGGGAAUUGAUUUGGUGGUAUACACCCUGCAAUAGUUAAAUAGCUACAUAUGUUUAUAUUGUCGUCUAUGGGAAUUGAUUUGGUGGUAUACACCCUGCAAUAGUUAAAUAGCUACAUAUGUUUAUAUUGUCGUCUAUGGGAUUUUAUUUGUUGGUAUACACCCUGCAAUAGUUAAAUAGCUACAUAUGUUAAUAUUGUUUAUGGGAUUUGAUUUGGUGGUAUACACCUUGCAGUACUUAAAUAGCUACAUCCGUUAUUAUUGUCGUCUUUGGCACGUUACAUGUCACUGGCGUAGGAAGCGAGGGGGGGGGGGGGGGGGGAGGAGGGGGCAUGUGCAUGUAUAUAACAUAGUAUAUAACACAUACAUACAAUGUAUAUAUGAAUUCAUCGUUUCUAAUCGUUCAUGUGUUGUAUGUAAUGCUCCCUUCACAUACACGGAUUUUUCUUAAAAGUCCUUACGGAUCGCACAAAUUCACGGAUCCUUACGAGUUGGCCACUUUUACAACCGAUUUAAGAGUUGUUACGAGUUAUUACGAGCUAUUUACGGAUUAUUACGAGUUAUUACGAUGUAUUUACGGCAAAAUUCCACGAUUUGUUACGAGUUGUCACGGAUAACUACGAGCAACUUACGAGCUUUUUACGGAUUGUUACGAGUAUAUUACGGAAUGUUACUAUUCAUCGAAGCUUUUACGUGUUAGUUACGACCUGUUUACGUGUUGUUACGAAUAGUUACGAGUUAGUUACGACUAUUUACGAGUCCUUACGAUUUUUUGCCAAAAAAUAUAUUAAUCUUGCAGCUUUUAUACUUUUCCCCAAAUCGUAAACAAUACGUAAGAAUACGUAAAGUAUACGUAUCUAUUCGUAAAGUACUCGUAACUACACGUAAAGUGCUCGUAAUAACUCGUAACAAUCCGUAAAGCCAUCGUAACACGACCCGAAUGAAAUCGUAAAGAACACGUAAGCACUCAUAAUAAUCCGUAAAUAAUCCGUAAAUAAAUCGUAAACUAACCGUAACAAAUUGUACAAAAAAUUGUUACGAGUCAUUUACGGAUUCUUGCGAGCAGUUUACGGAUGGUUACUUGUUGUUGCGAGCGGUCUACGAUACUUACGGAUUGUUACGAGUUAUUUAUGGAAAAAUCAAUCCGUGGACAAUCGUAAGAAGAUUUUUGACAUGUCAAAAAAAUUGCCUCUCCUUUCACGGAUCCUUAAGAGUGUCUGCGACUUGUUGCGAGUUGUGACGAGUUAUUUACGGAUACCAGCGAGUUAUUUACGGAUGCUUGCGAUUGACUACGAGUUAGUGAUCCGUAAGGACUCAUAAGAAAAAUCCGUGUAUGUGAAGGGGGUAUUAUUUAUGUGAAAUAGAAAUGGUACUCCAGAAAGUAGAGUCAGUGAAUAAAUUAUAUGACGUAUUUCAAUUUCUUACACACCCGUUGGUGAGAACACCAUGUGUUAUUUAUGAUUACACAUAUUUGUUAACACAUGUACGUGUGUUAACAAUUUCAAGACAUGCGACUGGCUGCUCCUAGGUGAUGACCAGGU
Molecule: messenger RNA, 5913 nt
Organism: Gigantopelta aegis
Lineage: Eukaryota; Metazoa; Mollusca; Gastropoda; Neomphalida; Peltospiridae
Exons: 7
Coding region: 61-2796 (911 amino acids)
Source: RefSeq, a predicted model, not a curated record